Messenger RNA from Dibothriocephalus latus, 324 nucleotides. The record is from the annotation of a GenBank genome assembly. NCBI's taxonomy places the organism in Eukaryota, Metazoa, Platyhelminthes, Cestoda, Diphyllobothriidea, Diphyllobothriidae.
GUCUUUGAACUUGAGAGGCAGCUGCAGGAGGCUAAUGCCAAAUUCGCUGAGGUAGACAAUGCCAAAGGCACAUCCGAUCUCUUCCGACAGAAUCGUAGUCUGAAAUCGAGGCUGGAGUUUCUUUCCCAGAAGUUGGCCGCGAUCGAACGGUCACUGGCAAGUCUCAGUCCAGCCGCGGCCGACCAUACCCAGCGCGAAGUGAGUCGUGUUUCGCGGUACUUGUCGGAGUACAAGGAGAAGGCUGCUCACAUACUGGCCAACAAGGAGAAGAAGAAGAAGAAGAUGCGGCCACUGGAACAAGAGUUCUAUUUUCCUGACGUUUGA